Molecule: messenger RNA, 2587 nt
Organism: Schistosoma bovis
Lineage: Eukaryota; Metazoa; Platyhelminthes; Trematoda; Strigeidida; Schistosomatidae
Source: the annotation of a GenBank genome assembly
UAUUCCGUCCACAACCAUUUGAAUCCUACUACAGAAUUUAGUUGGCGGUAUUUAUGAAGAUGGGGUUACUCAGGGGUUUAUAUUUCCCUGUUUGGUGUCAUACCGGCUCAGUUCAACACCUUCAAAAAACUUCGGCAUCUUCCGUAGGCGUAUUCAAUUCAGGCGACUAUAUGCGUGAAGGGUCAGAAAUUCAAGAACAGGAUGUGUUGUACAAAAAGCUAGUUAUUACCGUUAAGGGUCAUGAGCCAAUGGUGCUAAAAAGUUACGAGACUUUUGUCAAACAAGUUUGUGAUAAUCUCUCUAUAGCUCUUAUAAGUGAGACUCGUAACCGACCGACGUUUUUUCGCUUGUCCAUGAACAAAUCACCGUUUAUUUACAAGAAACAGCAACGCCAGUAUGAGUUUCGCACACACUACAAAUACUUCACAGUUGAUCACAUAACAGGAUGUACUGCUGACGUAUUUCUGGAAUAUAUCCAAAGAAAUCUACCCGAGGGUGUAGCUAUGGAAGUUGUAAAGGUAAGACAAACUCUAUCGAAUGUCUACACUACUCACCGUCUCAAGCAGUUCAGCACAGCGCCUACUGCUGAGAUUUAUAAUAUAGUACUGCGUUACAUUUAAAAAACGUUUUCAUAUGAAACAUUUUUGAGCAUUAAUUUUAUGUCAAAAUGAAUUGUGAAUGAAUCUUACCUUUGGUACUAUUCUAAUAGUAAUGUCUACCAUUAGGGUAGUUUUUAGAUAUUUUGUUUCUAAAAAACUAACCAAAAAUCAGCAGCAUCUUUGUUGGAAGAGAUCAUGUUUUUAUGCAGACAGUGCCAUACCAAAUUUGGAAGGAAUGUUGUCGAGCAACAGUUAUUAAAUCAUCGUUUGGAACGCCUUCCCGAGCAUUUAUAAGUCGCUGGAAUCCUCAAAUGUAUUUGAAUUAUAGAAUAUAUGUAAAUACGUUGCACAGUUGUGUUGACUUCUGUCAGUGUGGUAACUUUUGCCAGAAAUAAAAUGUGACCUUAUAUAUUCACAUACUCCAUAACAAGUUACCAAGCUCUAAUAACGUUAACAUUUGACUCAGACUUAAUUCAUGACAAUUAAAUUCACAUUUAAGACUAUUGGAUGUUGUAAGUAGUAUAAUUCUGACUUUCUCAACACCUCCCGCUAGCAUCUAGUAGUUUAUAAAUCGGACUGGGUCCCAAACACAAGCAAUGUUUUUGGAAGUCGAAAUAUGCCGUAAGUUGUUGUUGAGCACUCAUUUAUUAUAGUAUAAAUGGGGUACUCCGUUGGUUCAACUCACAACCAGUUAUAACUGGUUUCCUUGAGCUAAUCGCAGUAUUAUGUUUAUAAGAAACUUGUUGAGUAUCUGAAAUGUUUAGAACGUUUUCCUAAAGACUUGUCUUUUGGCACUGUACUAGUAUAUAGGUAGUGUAUAAAGGCAUAUUGCACUAUGCGAUUGCUCAAAUCAAAUAAAUAUGUAAUUAGCAGCGGACCAAACACAACUUCGAGGAGUAAAAUGAACUAGUUAAGUCAAUCUAGGUUAAGGUGUUCAUUACUUCAGGCUCUCUUGUAGUCUAUUUUGGUUAAUCAAAUUAUCCUUUAAAUCCUAGCAAAGACUACGAAGUGUGACAACAAACGAAACACUUCCCUUAAUCGCGAAGUUUGUUCAGAAUAUUGGACGAAAACACUUUGAGGUUGAACAUCGAAUUUCCAACCGUACCAUUGCUUGUUCUAAUAUCCUAAAGUUCGUUUAAUUUAUUAGAUUCUGUUAGUGUUUUGAAGAUACCAAGGGAUCUUUAGUUGAAAUUACUUAACGAAUCUAAGUUACAUAAUAAAAAACAAGAUCUGAACAUGAAUGCAGAAAAGGUGAACUAACGAUCCAUUACUGAACAGAAUAAUCUCGAAAUGUCUUCAAGUUUAUUGACUUGAAAGGAGAGCCUAUGUCCGAUUCAAAGAACAUAUUCCGAACAGUUUGAGAUCAAACGGACUAAAAGCAUUUAGCAGCGCUGUCACAAGACAUUUUCUUGACACAGGACACGAAGUCGAUAUACUGAAGUCCUUCAAGGUGAUCAACAAACAAUCAAAUUCAAACCUUUUGAAAUUCGCCGAAGCAAUAGCAAUCAAACGUUUAAAACCAGAUCUUUGUAUACAAAAAGAAACAGUAAUAAAUCCUUCUUUGCCCUGGUAACAUUCACCCCACCGCCUUUUAUUUUUAUUACGUCAUUCCAACUCUCUGAAUUUUAUAAUUACAUCACUCAUAACUGACCAAUUUCAAUUCAUAUCUCUCUUUAUUAACAUUAAUCUAUUUUCAGUUACUUCAUUACAUAAUCGUCUAAUGUGUUUUGAUUCCAUGAUUUCUAAUCAUUAUUUCAAUGUUCUGGAACCUUCCCUCCCAAACUCUAUAUAUUCGAAACAAAAAUUUUAUGACCUCAAUCACUCUAACGAAAUCUUUACCACAUUAUGUUACAUAUAUUCAUCCUUCAUUACCCUCUGUUGUAUAAGUAUGUCAUUAUCUAUAAUAAUGUUGAUUUUCAAAUAAUUUAGGUUGUAAGCAGCUGAUGAGAAGCUAACGAAAUAAAAUGAAUUCAUGUAUUAUUCUGCAC